AUGUCGCUCAUCUACGCAUCGCAACGCGCGCUCCGGCAGCCUGCGGGCAUCGUCUUCCUGCAUCCGUCCGAGCGCGUGCCCAGAUCGGAGCUCGACCGACGCGAUCGAUGCUACCGUGCCAAGCGCGAGGCCGAGUACGCACGCGCUUGGGCCGAAGACGCCACGCUGGUCGGCACGAUCAUCUACAAUACCGACUCCAACCGCAUCAGCGCCGACCGGGCCAGCCUCGGCGCCCAGAGCAGCGUGCGCAGGCGCCGCCGCAGCAGCACCAACGUCGCCCGCCGUCUCUCGCGCAAGCUUCGUCUCAACACGCUCAAGAACCUCUUUUCGCAUGCAUGA
Messenger RNA from Moesziomyces antarcticus, 339 nucleotides. RefSeq lists its product as uncharacterized. Lineage: Eukaryota; Fungi; Basidiomycota; Ustilaginomycetes; Ustilaginales; Ustilaginaceae. The coding region runs from base 1 to 339 and encodes 112 amino acids. The transcript has a single exon. The record is from RefSeq and is a predicted model, not a curated record.